Jaculus jaculus (lesser Egyptian jerboa) is the source of this 975-nucleotide messenger RNA. Its product is annotated as melanoma-associated antigen 10-like. Gene Ontology annotation, biological process: negative regulation of transcription by RNA polymerase II. The record is from RefSeq and is a predicted model, not a curated record. NCBI's taxonomy places the organism in Eukaryota, Metazoa, Chordata, Mammalia, Rodentia, Dipodidae. Gene Ontology annotation, cellular component: nucleus. The transcript has a single exon. The coding region runs from base 1 to 975 and encodes 324 amino acids.
AUGUCUCGACCUCAGAAUCCUAGACCAUCCCUUGCUGAAGAAGACCCUCAGUCUGAUAAUGACAUGCAGGUUGCCCUAAGUGGGCAGGAGGACAUAGAGGAGUAUGACACCUCAUCAAUCUCUACCUGCUCUUCCUCACCCUCCUCUCCUUCCUUGCCAUCCUCUUCUUUCUUUACUAUGAUAUCUAGUAAAUCGGUGAAGGGAAGUAUUGGUACUCCUAAAUCAAAUCAUAGUCCUCCCAGUGGUAACUUCUCACCCAGUUCCUUGCUCUCCAAACCACACAAUCAGUCUGUUCAGGGUUCCCCUAGGCAAAGUGAGAUGCAUCCAUUCAACUCAGAGGCUCUUCCAGAAAUUUCUCCCUGUCUUUGCAUUCAGAUAGAAGAAAAAGUAGAGGAGUUAGUGCAGUUCCUGCUGCAAAAGUAUAGAAUGAUGGAGCUGACCACCACUGAAGAAAUGCUGUACAGCGUUGUUAGAAAUGGCAUGGAUCACUACAAUCUCAUAUUCUCUACAGCAUGUCAGUACAUGCUGGUGAUAUUUGGCAUUGAAGUGAAAAAAGUAUACCCCUGCACCCACUCCUUUUAUCUUGUUCCUGUCCUGGGUGUCACCUAUGAUGGGCUGCAGGGUGACAACAAGGGCACGCCUAAGACGGGGCUCCUGAUGUGGGUCCUGACCAUAAUCUACAAGAAGGGCAGUCCCACCAGUGAAAAGGUGGUCUGGAAUGUGCUGAAUUCCAUAGAUGUGUUUGAUUCCUAUAGUUACUUAUACAAGCAUGCUUGGAAACUUAUCACUGAAGAUUUUGUGCAGGAAGGUUACCUCGUGUACCGUCGGGUGCCCCACAGUGUUCCUGCGCGCUUUGAGUUCCUGUGGGGGCCAAGGGCCCAUGCUGAAAUCAACACCACAGAAUUCCUGACACAUUUUAACUAUAUCUCCAAUAUUGAAGACAGUUGCUACCCAUGUGGUCAUCCAAGGCCGUGA